AAGUAGGAAGUGGCCUCGGUGAGUCUGGUGGCAUCUCUGCCUGGGCAGCUGCUGGGCGCGUGGAAGGGGCAGCCUUUGGGGAGGGGGGCAGAAAAAGGCUGCAGGGUUGGGGAGCCCCCUCCCUUCUUUAUCACCUCCCUCUCCCCCAGGCUUGAGAGCGCAAGAGAUGCUCUGCUGGAUCAGGUCCAAGAUGCACGCAUCCUUAGCAUACCUCGCAGGGUUGUAGCGGGGACGGAUUGAGGAGGGGGUGAGUCUCGUUGGACGCCAUGGGGGUCCCUGGAGGAAAGGUGGGAGUUCAGAUAAAGAAAAGGAGCAUCUUUUCACCAUUCCAUUCCAAGAAAUGCAGACUUGGGAGAAGGACUCUGGCUCAGACCUCUGUGCCCAGGUGGUAGCCCUAGCUGAGGAUUUCCUCCUGAGAAGGCAAGAGCCUGACGGAGACGCACAAAACGUGCCUCAGCUCUCAGAGAAGAAUCUUUCAGAUUCCAAGAAGGCACAGGAAGACAAGCAGGCAGAGGAGGCGGAAGAAUAUAAUGGGGAGACUGCCUUAUUAGUCGACGAGUCCGAGUCCGACGGAGAAAACGAAGAGGCGGUCCUCCCAGCAGAAAGACCCGAGCGCAGACACCCCACCCGGAUAUCAUUGGAAGAAGUCAUCCUUGGGAAGCUUUUCCCGGUGGAAGAAGGGCCUCCGGGCAACGUGCCCGCGACAAACUUUGCCACGGAGAAGCCGUUUGAGUGCUCCGAGUGCGGGAAGCACUUCUCUACCAGCUCCCACCUCAUCAACCACAAGCGCGUCCACACAGGAGAGAAGCCCUACAAGUGCUUGAGCUGCGGGAAAAGCUUCACGGAGCGAGGCAACCUCUUGAAGCACCAGAGGACCCACACGGGCGAGAAGCCCUAUGGAUGUUCCGACUGCGGGAAAGCCUUUGGCAUCAGCUCUCAGCUGAUCAGCCACAAGCGGGUGCACACGGGAGAGAAGCCCUACGAGUGCGCGGACUGCGGGAAGAGCUUCUGCACAAGCUCACAGCUCGUGCGCCACAGCCGGGUCCACACGGGCGAGAAGCCCUACGAGUGCUCCGCCUGCGGGAAAACCUUCAGCCAGAGGUCGUACCUCGUGGGGCACGAGAGGACGCACACGGGCGAGAAGCCCUUCGAGUGCUCGCAGUGCGGGAAGUGGUUCUCGCACCGCUCCGACCGCCUGAGGCACGAGAAGAUCCACACGGGCGAGAAGCCCCACAAGUGCGCCGACUGCGGGAAGGGCUUCAACCAGAAGGGCUCCCUCGUCACGCACCAGAGGACCCACACGGGGGAGAAGCCCUUCGAGUGCUCCGAGUGCGGGAAGAGCUUCAACGACCGGGGUUACCUUAUCACACACCGGAGAACCCACACGGGGGAGAAGCCCUUUGAGUGCCUGGACUGCGGGAAGAGCUUCAGCCGCACGUCCCACCUGACCGUGCAUAAAAAGACACAUGGCGGGGAGAGGCCGUAGCCGGAUCAGGAGGUGGGGAGGGGAAAGAGAAGACAAACGAACACACACCCCAACCCUCCAGUCCCUCUGACCUUUGCAAAAUAUCAGAAAAUCUGUGUGAAAAUGCCCGGGUGCUCAGAAGACUUUUUUAAAAGACUGUGGAGCUAUGGCGGUAUACAGUCAUACCUCGGGUUGAAGUAGCUUUGGGAUAAGUAUUUUUGGGUU
This is a messenger RNA of Podarcis muralis (Common wall lizard), 1690 nucleotides long. Lineage: Eukaryota; Metazoa; Chordata; Lepidosauria; Squamata; Lacertidae. The record is from RefSeq and is a predicted model, not a curated record.